Molecule: messenger RNA, 2141 nt
Organism: Brachypodium distachyon (stiff brome)
Lineage: Eukaryota; Viridiplantae; Streptophyta; Magnoliopsida; Poales; Poaceae
Product: serine/threonine-protein kinase BSK5
Exons: 10
Coding region: 325-1803 (492 amino acids)
Biological process (GO): brassinosteroid mediated signaling pathway; protein phosphorylation
Molecular function (GO): ATP binding; protein binding; protein kinase activity
Source: RefSeq, a predicted model, not a curated record
GUUGGGGGGAGUGAGGAGGAGAAAGAGGAACAGGAGAGCCAAAAGCAAAGCAGAGGAGAGCGAGAGCGGAAAGCCCACCACCUUCCUUGGAUCCACAACCCAACCCACCCCACACACGCCACUCCCUUCCUCUCUCUCUAGGCUCUCUCUCUGUCCUCGAGUAUUUUAGUCUUGGUCUAUUCGAGUCCUCCUCUCCUGCCAGUAGCGAGCGAGCGAGCGAGCGUGCGGUGGUGCUGGUGGAGGAGGAGGAGGAAGGGGAAGGGGAAGGAGCGGAGGUUUGGUCGCGGGGAGGGAGAUCUACGAGGCGGAGGUCGGUGUUCGUCCAUGGGGGCUCGCUGCUCCAAGCUCUCCGUCUGCUGGUGGCCGCCGCACUUCAAAUCGCCGCGGCUUGAGAAUGGGGCCGCUGGGGAAGACGGCAGUGGUGUGCCGGUGUUCACGGAGUACAGCCUUGACGAGCUCCGCGCAGCCACCGACGGCUUCGCUCCCGACCGCAUCGUGUCAGAGCAUGGCGAGAAGGCACCCAACGUCGUCUACCGCGGCACACUCUUCAGCUCUGGCCACACCGUGGCCAUCAAACGCUUCGGCCGCUCUGCCUGGCCUGACUCCCGACAGUUCGUGGAGGAGGCCAGGGCUGUUGGGCUACUGCGGAGUGGUCGUCUCUCCAAUCUGAUCGGGUGCUGCUGUGAGAGCGGCGAGCGGCUGCUUGUCGCUGAGUUCAUGCCGCAUGAUACCUUGGCGAAGCACCUCUUCCACUGGGAGACAAAGCCAUUGAGCUGGCCUAUGAGGGUACGAGCUGCACUCUAUGUGGCACAAGCAUUGGAGUACUGCACCAACAAAGGGAGGGCUCUCUACCAUGACCUGCAUGCAUACAGGGUCCUCUUUGAUGUGGAUGGUAACCCUAGACUGUCCUGUUUCGGUCUGAUGAAGAACAGCAGGGAUGGGAAGAGCUACAGUACCAAUUUGGCUUUCACGCCUCCUGAGUACCUUAAGACUGGCAGAGUAAUUCCAGAGAGUGUGGUCUACAGUUUUGGUACUAUCUUGCUUGAUCUCCUAAGUGGAAAGCAUAUUCCACCAAGCCAUGCCCUUGACCUUAUCAAAGGAAAGAAUUACAUGGUGUUGAUGGAUUCUUGCUUGGAAGGCCAUGUCUCCAGCUCUGAUGGAAAUGAAAUGAUGAGAUUGGUAUCCCGUUGCUUGUCAUAUGAAGCCCGUGAACGGCCAAACCUGAAAGCAGUAGUGUCUGCUCUUGCAAACCUACAAAGAGAUGCUUCUGCUCCUUCACGUACUUUACUGGGUAUUCCACAAGAUACAGAGGAGAACUCAGCGCAAGUUUCAUUUUCGGCUACUGGGAAAGCUUAUGCCACAGCUGACCUCGAGGGGGUACAUGAGAUAUUGACGAAUGAUGGAUACAAAGAGGAUGACAUAGCAACCUAUAAGGUAUCCUUAGAUUCGUGGCCUGGCCAACCAGCUGAGAGUCUUCGCGUCAAGAAGAAUGGAGAUGAUGCUUUCCAAUCCAAAGAUUUUACAACUGUGCUAGAGUGUUAUUCAAUGUUUAUCGACACUGGUGCAAUGGAGUCCCCAACUAUGCUGGUGCGACGAAGUUUCGCGAACAUGGUACUUAACAGGCUGGAAGAUAGCCUUGAAGAUGCAAGGAAAGCAGAGGGAAUAUCACCUGAGUGGCCAACUGCACACUACCUGCAAGGGAUGGCGCUCAUUGGCCUUGGCAUGGAGCUUGAUGGUCAUGAGAAGCUAAAGAUAGGCGCUGCUUUGGAAGCUCAAAGAAAGGGUAGAACUAGAACUGUAUAGAGCCGCCAUGGAGGCGAUGAUGAUCUUCUGUACCUAGAUCGCCUGCAUUUUGGGUGUCCUCCAACUCCAACCAAUGCGUUGCAACCAGUGGCAGUAGGGGCUGUUUUUUUGGUCUUCCCUAACUUGGAGUGGUAUUUUCAGUGGUUUUACAAACUCCUAGGCUGGCUGUUAUUACACCUCCAAUAUAUAUUUAUAAGUACAAAAAUGGGCCACAGCAUUCCGUGGAUUUGAGAUUGUAAAGCGACAUUACUUUAGUCUUAUCUCUUCAAAUUCAUGUAUAUACAGAACCUUAAAAAAAAUCUAGAUUGCAACUUGAAUCCUAUGAUUGAUCAGGCAUA